Molecule: messenger RNA, 1671 nt
Organism: Trichoderma aggressivum f. europaeum
Lineage: Eukaryota; Fungi; Ascomycota; Sordariomycetes; Hypocreales; Hypocreaceae
Product: CAZyme family AA4
Exons: 4
Coding region: 1-1671 (556 amino acids)
Biological process (GO): lactate catabolic process
Cellular component (GO): mitochondrion
Molecular function (GO): D-lactate dehydrogenase (NAD+) activity; D-lactate dehydrogenase (cytochrome) activity; FAD binding
Source: RefSeq, a predicted model, not a curated record
AUGAACUCUUCUAGGUUAUUCCUUCGGAGUAGAGCCCCAGCCAGCUUCUUACAUCGGAGUUUAGUCUACAGUCAAACAAUAUCAAGGGCUAUCCAUCAGACAAACAUCUCACCUUCUGGUAAGAGCGAGAAGGUGGAAUCUUCAUCAAGCUCACAUCAUGGCUCUUCAAAGUUUGUCAAAGUAGCAGCUUGCUUUGCGAUUGUCGGAGCUGGUGUGGGUGCAUAUAGCGUCUUUGCCAAAUCUAAUACCCCGGAGAAGCCCACAUACGGAUCCAAUGAAGAUUUCAAAAAGGCAGUGAGGGAGAUUCAAGAAAAACUCGGUGAUGAUCAGAUCAGCACGGAUGAAAGUGAUUUGCAGCAGCAUGGCUAUUCAGAGUGGUCCUCUGUCAACGCCGAACGUCUUCCAAUGGCGAUCGCAUAUCCAAGAUCUACUGAAGACGUCUCUGAGAUUGCUAAGAUUUGCCACAAGUAUAGGCUUCCUAUGAAUCCAUAUUCUGGCGGAUCAAGUCUUGAAGCCAAUUUUUCGGCUCCCCACGGCGGAGUAACAAUUGACUUCUUGGCUAUGGAUCAGGUCAUUGCGUUGCACGAAAAGGACAUGGAUGUUGUUGUUCAGCCGUCCAUUCAAUGGACAGAACUCAACCAGAGACUUCAGCAUACGAAUCUUUUCUUCCCAGUUGAUCCUGGCCCGUCAGCCAAGAUUGGAGGCAUGGUGGGAACAAAUUGCAGCGGGACAAAUGCGAUGCACUACGGUACUAUGAAGGAUUGGGUCAUCAACCUGACGGUCGUCCUUGCAGAUGGCCGCAUAAUCAAGACACGCCGCCGCCCACGAAAGACGUCUGCAGGUUAUAAUCUAACAGGAUUGUUCGUUGGAUCCGAGGGCACAUUGGGUAUGGUGACUGAGAUUACAUUGAAACUGUGCCCCAUACCCGAAAAUACACGAGUUGGAGUGGUCACAUUCAGUGACAUAGGAAAGGCUGCCACCGCGGCAUCGAAGAUUAUUCGACGAGGAAUUCCAGUGCAGUGCAUGGAGCUUAUGGAUGACGUGCAAAUGAGCGUCGUAAAUCGUGCAGGGGGGACUUCGAGGGUUUGGAAAGAAUUGCCGACGCUCUUCUUUAAAUUCUCAGGCACAAAGGGACAGGUUGCGGACAGCAUCAACCAGACAAAAGAGACAAUUCAGCCGUUUGCAGAAACAUUUGAGUUUGCAAAAGACGAAGAUGAGGCUCAUACACUGUGGUCGGCACGCAAGGAAGCCCUGUGGAGCAUGAUUGCCCUGGGCGAUGAAGGCUCGAGUGUAUGGACCACAGAUGUUGCAGUACCCAUAUCAAGUUUAAGGGAAAUAAUCGAAACGUCAAAGAAAGAGAUUGAUGACCUGGGGGUUUUCGCCGGGGUUAUCGGUCAUAUUGGCGAUGGAAACUUCCAUGGCUUCAUUCUACAUAACAGAAAUGAUGCGGAUGAACAGAAAAGGGUUGAGCAGUGCGUUCAUAACAUGGUAGAGCGUGCUCUGGAAAUGGAUGGAUCAUGCACAGGCGAGCAUGGAAUUGGCUUGGGUAAAAAAGAUUUCCUGCUUCGAGAACUGGGUUAUGAUACCGUAGAGGUAAUGCGGAAUAUCAAGCUUGCGCUUGAUCCGCAUUGGUUGUUAAACCCCGGAAAGAUUUUCGACUUCAAGAAUUAA